Hibiscus syriacus is the source of this 794-nucleotide messenger RNA. RefSeq names its product cytochrome P450 714B1-like. NCBI's taxonomy places the organism in Eukaryota, Viridiplantae, Streptophyta, Magnoliopsida, Malvales, Malvaceae. Bases 4 to 549 code for a protein of 181 amino acids. Gene Ontology annotation, molecular function: heme binding; monooxygenase activity; oxidoreductase activity, acting on paired donors, with incorporation or reduction of molecular oxygen. The transcript is spliced from 4 exons. The record is from RefSeq and is a predicted model, not a curated record.
ACCAUGGGAUUGGCGUUUAUGCUUUUGAGGAUCGUAUCCACUCUCUUUUUAGUAGGAUCGAUCGGCGUGGUAAUACGCCUGUAUAAUUCACUCGUGUUGAUCCCCGGGAGACAACGUUCGAAGCUGCGAAAGCAAGGGAUUCGAGGUCCCCCGCCAUCGAUCCUGGUCGGUAAUCUGCUGCAGUUGGGGAAGAAGACAGAGUCCAAAAAUUCAAAUGUGACACGAGACGGAAAACAAGCGAUAACCCACAGUUGUUGUUCCGAUGUUCUACCGUUUCUCGAUAAGUGGAGACGACAGUAUGGUCCGACAUUCAUGUUUUCGAUGGGGAACAUACAGGUUCUGCACAUGAGCCACCCGGAUGUCGUGAAAGAGAUGUCGGCAUACACUUCUUUUGACAUGGGAAGGCCUUUUUAUCAGAAACAAGGGCUUCAUCCACUGUAUGGGGAGGGGAUUCUGCAUGCAAAUGGUGCAGUAUGGGCACAUCAAAGGAAAGUAAUGGCUCCUGAAUUCUACAUGGACAAGGUCAAGUCCAUCAUGUGUAGGGUAUGAUGACAUUAAUGGUGGAGUCCGCGGUUCUGGUGAUAAAAUAGUGGAAUCGGGAGAUUGAAUCCGCCGGGUGAGUUGCCGACAUAAAGAUCGAUGAGCAUUUAAGGAACUUUUCUGGAGAAGUGAUCUCAAAAGCCUGUUUUGGAAGCAAUUGUAAAGAGAUAAUCUCAAAGCUCAGAGCACUUCAAGAAAUUGCAUGCAAGAAAGUAGCCUUGCAAGGGAUUCCUGGUCUCAGAUCACUGCCAACC